This is a messenger RNA of Onychomys torridus (southern grasshopper mouse), 1273 nucleotides long. It is a transcript of the gene Eva1b, whose product is annotated as eva-1 homolog B. The record is from RefSeq and is a predicted model, not a curated record. The coding region runs from base 231 to 728 and encodes 165 amino acids. The transcript has 3 exons. NCBI's taxonomy places the organism in Eukaryota, Metazoa, Chordata, Mammalia, Rodentia, Cricetidae.
UUUCCGCCGGCUGGUCCGUCGGCGUGUCCGGCCGCACCACGGUGCGAACCGAGUAAGGCGGACGGGGCGGCCCCGCCCGGGUGUAUGCAGCCACGGGGGAGACGCAACUGCCGGGGGCAGGCAGCGGGACGCUGACGGGGUGGAGCUGCCCGAGGAGUGAGCGCCCUGGGCCCUGGAGGACCUGACCUGGCUGACCUCCCAAGCCGACAGUCCAGCUGAGCCCCAGCAGCAUGGAUGCCCCGAGGAAGGACAUGGAGCUACUCAGCAACAGCCUGGCGGCCUAUGCACACAUCCGAGCUAACCCUGAGAGCUUCGGCCUUUACUUCGUGCUGGGCGUCUGCUUCGGCCUGCUGCUGACCUUGUGCCUGCUAGUCAUCAGCAUCUCCUGUGCGCCUCGCUCGAGGCCCCGGGCCCCUGCUCUGCGCCGGGACCCUCGAGGCAGCACCCUAGAGCCGGAGGAUGAGGAUGAUGAGGAUGAAGACACCAUGACGAGGCUGGGCCCCGAUGACACACUCCCGGGCCAGGAGCUGUCUACCGAGCCCGACGGGCCCCUUAGUGUCAAUGUCUUCACAUCAGCAGAAGAGCUGGAGCGCGCACAGAGGCUGGAGGAACGUGAGCGAAUCCUUCGGGAGAUCUGGCGCACCGGGCAGCCAGACCUGCUGGGCACCGGCACGCUUGGGCCCGGAGCCACUGCCACGGGCACACUGGGCCGCAUGCACUAUUAUUGACACACGACUCCACUUCAUGGGUCCCUGCGUACUGGACAUGGGAUUGAACCCAGUGCUGCCCCAGGGCCUUUAAACUGCCUCUGCCCUCCUGGUCCUGCCCAAACUGAUUCUCCUGGUGCUAUUGAGCGUGGAUUGCCGCCUGCUAAGCACUCUUCACUGGGCAGGUGUGGGUGGGAAAAGAAUGCCAGGUCCCACCUUCUCCUCCUGGUAAUAAUGAAUGACCAAUGGAAGCUAGUCUCAGUGACUCAGUCUCUCACUCAGCAGGCCCUCGGGCUCCAGCCUUGCAGGGGGGUCCCAGGGCUGUGGGUCUCACUGCUUUUGCUGGUUGCAGCCCCCUCUGGGCGGGUCCAUCCAGUGCAUGCUUAUGCUCACUUCACAGACCAGACCGAGACACGCCUUUUUGCACUUGAACACAGGACAGGUAUUACAGGCAUUCCUCACAAAUAUGUUCCUUACUAGCCAGCAGCGCUUGGACAGAUGUCACCUAGUCCCCUGCCCUAUGACCUACCCUGGGAUGUCACUGCAGUCACACAGGGAAGCCUAAG